Messenger RNA from Lontra canadensis (Northern American river otter), 576 nucleotides. It is a transcript of the gene SPATA33, whose product is annotated as spermatogenesis associated 33. The record is from RefSeq and is a predicted model, not a curated record. Bases 39 to 446 code for a protein of 135 amino acids. The transcript has 3 exons. Gene Ontology annotation, cellular component: nucleus; cytoplasm. Lineage: Eukaryota; Metazoa; Chordata; Mammalia; Carnivora; Mustelidae.
CGGGCCGGGCAGAGCCGGCGGGGGCGGUGGGCUCACCUAUGGGACUUUCCAAAAGCAAACCCAAGUCUAGGAAAGGCGAGGAGGCAAGGGCGCGCGGCUCUUCCGUCGCGAAAACGAGGGAAAGGUCGACGGACAGGCGCUCUCCGGAGGCCGAGAAGCCUCUGACCAAGCCCGCAGAGAGCCCCCCGGGGAAGAAAGGGGCAGCCGAGGGACCGCGGCCUUCUUCAUCUGAAGUCGAAGAGAACCCUGAUGGAAAGGUAAAGGCGAGCAAGAAGAAAGCUGUCAUUCCACAGAUCAUCAUCACUAGAGCCUCAAAAGAGACUCUUACCAGCUACAGUUCCAUCGGAAGCGACGAGCAGAGAACCAUUAAGGAGCAGGUUGAAUGGACCCCCUACUACCGACACAGAAACCCCAGUACAGUAGAUGCCUAUCAUUUCCGAGAAUAAACAAGCAUUCUGAGUGGCUGGCAUUGCUCACUGUGCUCUGAGUCUCAGCCAUGAUGGCAGAAGGGCCAUCCUGCCUGUGGGAAGCUGCAGUUGCCCCUUCUGUAAACGAGAUUCCUCUCAGUGACUACCU